AUGUCUUUAAAUCCAGCUCCCUCAGCUCAGUCGCAUGACUACGAGCACAAUGGAGAGGUUGACAUUCCGAUGGAAGACGCGGAUCCCUACAACCGAAGCAAAUACCCUUCCCGUCCUGUCCACCAGCACAGGUUAUCCGCACAAUACAUCGGUGAAGCCUCUACAGCCGCGCAACGGUAUUCCCCGAUGAAUGUCCAACCAACCAAUAUGUACGCCUCAAGUCCUAAAGCGCAGGCACAAAACAAUUUCUCCUACCUGAAUCAGCCGCAAUCGUCGCGAGGGUCACCCACUCGCCAGGCUGCUUAUACCACAGAACGAUAUGCGGAACCUCCAACGCCAACCCGGUACUCGUUGGGAUAUGGCUCUUCCAUUCAGAAGUCAGAAUUCAGUCCUGGAUCCUAUUACUCUCCUUCUGUGGGUAAUGGCCGUCCUGGACCACCGUCUCGACAACAGUCACACGGACCGGGGCCUGUUCCAAGAUUUAGGAAAGUCAACACAAUCCAGGACCUCAAUCCCAGGAUAAACGCCCAACCGCAGUUUCGCAGAGCUAAUCCGGAGGGUGGCUUCAUCAGUCCGCUGCAGGCGCUGACCACGUAUCUCCCAGCCACAUACCGCAUCUGCAACCCCAAUUUCAAAUACGAGUCUUCAAGGAAUCCGAGGCGAGUGCUCACAAAGCCAAGCAAAGGAACCAAGAAUGAUGGCUACGAUAACGACGAUAGCGACUACAUUCUCUACGUCAACGAUAUUCUAGGGAGUGAAGAAGCCGGCCACAAGAACAGAUACCUCAUUCUUGAUGUGCUUGGGCAGGGUACCUUCGGUCAAGUUGUCAAAUGCCAGAAUUUGAGGACGCAGGAAGUCGUUGCGGUCAAAGUCAUCAAGAACCGGACAGCCUAUUUCAACCAGAGUAUGAUGGAGGUCUCUGUCCUGGAUCUCCUGAACCAAAAAUUUGACAAGAAUGACGAUCACCAUCUUCUGCGGCUCAAAGACACGUUCAUCCAUCGACAACAUCUCUGUCUUGUCUUCGAGCUUCUCAGUGUCAACUUGUAUGAGCUCAUCAAACAAAAUCAAUUCCGGGGCCUCAGCACGACCCUGGUACGCGUUUUUGCACAACAACUGUUGAAUGGCUUGGCGUUAUUGAACAAGGCUCGUCUCAUCCAUUGCGAUCUGAAACCAGAGAAUAUUUUGUUGAAGAACCUUGAGAGUCCCAUUAUCAAAAUUAUCGACUUCGGGUCUGCUUGCGAUGAGAGGCAGACUGUCUACACAUACAUUCAGUCUCGGUUCUACCGAUCUCCAGAAGUGUUGCUGGGGCUCCCGUACUCUUCUGCUAUCGACAUGUGGUCCCUCGGAUGUAUCGUCGUGGAGCUCUUCCUAGGGUUGCCACUUUUCCCCGGGUCGUCGGAAUACAACCAAGUGUCACGCAUCGUCGAGAUGUUGGGAAUGCCCCCAAUGUGGAUGCUAGAGAUGGGAAAGCAAUCCGGCGAAUUUUUCGAGAAGACCACUGACGAAUUUGGUCGACGUACCUAUCGAUUGAAGAGUAUGGAACAAUAUUCUCGCGAGCACAACGUCAAAGAACAACCCAGCAAAAAGUAUUUCCAAGCUACCACUCUACCAGAGAUUAUUCGCAGCUAUCCUAUGCCUAGGAAGAAUAUGAAGCCCGCGGAAAUUGAGAGAGAAAUGAACAAUCGUGUUGCUUUCAUCGACUUUGUUCGUGGUUUGCUCACCAUUAACCCGCUUGAACGCUGGUCGCCCCAGCAAGCGAAGUUGCAUCCAUUCAUCACGCAACAGAAGUUCACACAGCCGUUUGUGCCACCGAUGAACCUGAAAUCACCCUCUUCGAGUAAGACUCCUGCACCAGGCGUGCAACAACAACAGCAAGCGGAAGCACUUAGCAAGCAGCGUGCUGCUCAGGCCGCCCAAGCGCAGGCACAAGCACAAGCUGCUCAGGCCGCCCAAGCGCAGGCACAAGCACAAGCUGCUCAGGCUCAGGCUCAGGCUCAAGCCCAGGCCCAGGCCCAAACGGCCGCACAAGCACAGGCUCAGAAUGCCUAUGCAAUGCAAAUGAGCCCCUACCAACAACAGCAACCUCCACCCAUGUACAACGCCAUGUACCAAAGCCCUCAGCAGGCUGCUCCGCCCCCAUAUCCGGCACAUUCAUCAAAUUAUGCUCCACAAAUGGGCAUGAUGGCUCAGCAGACGCCUCAGAUGAACCCCAAUCACUACAGCCAUCAACAAAGCCUGUAUGCACAAGCCACGCAGAGAGCAGGCCGUCAACGAGCAUCGACUAUGGACCAACAACAGGGCGGGAUUCCUCCCGCCAUCCAGCGAGUGACCAGUCACCUGGAUCCGAACGCCCCUAUCCGACUUCAACCUAGUCCGGCUUACUAUCCACCUCCUGCAGAUGGCUACAUUGACUCUCCAUCGACGGCCCGGAGACGUGGUAGCCGGACACAGAGAAAUCGUGAUUUUGUUAGGACCCUGGAGGACGGUGUUAUGGGCGACAACUUCAACACACAAUGGCAUUGA
This is a messenger RNA of Exophiala dermatitidis NIH/UT8656, 2523 nucleotides long. RefSeq names its product dual-specificity tyrosine-(Y)-phosphorylation regulated kinase. Gene Ontology annotation, biological process: peptidyl-threonine phosphorylation; peptidyl-serine phosphorylation. Gene Ontology annotation, molecular function: protein serine/threonine kinase activity; ATP binding; protein tyrosine kinase activity. Gene Ontology annotation, cellular component: cytoplasm; nucleus. Lineage: Eukaryota; Fungi; Ascomycota; Eurotiomycetes; Chaetothyriales; Herpotrichiellaceae. The coding region runs from base 1 to 2523 and encodes 840 amino acids. The transcript is spliced from 2 exons. The record is from RefSeq and is a predicted model, not a curated record.